Molecule: messenger RNA, 1251 nt
Organism: Chrysoperla carnea
Lineage: Eukaryota; Metazoa; Arthropoda; Insecta; Neuroptera; Chrysopidae
Product: Kv channel-interacting protein 1-like
Exons: 5
Coding region: 75-1100 (341 amino acids)
Molecular function (GO): calcium ion binding
Source: RefSeq, a predicted model, not a curated record
UUUGUCCAUGUUUUAAAAAAAAAAUCAAAAUCGGUCGUGCACGGGGGGUGGUUUAAAUUGUGGGGUUAAAAGUAAUGAUUACGAUGAUGUUAAUGAUGCAACAUGAUGAACGCCAACAAUCGACAACAAUACAACAACAAACGAGAUCGAAUCAUCCAUCACAAAUUGUUGCAGUUGGUUUUAGUCAACAAUCUGCAACAAUUACAACAAGUAGUAGUCAAUCGACAUCAAUACAUCAAACAUUAUUCUUACAUCAAUCAACAUCAAAUUUAACAACAAAUCGUUGCAACGAGCCAUCAGCACAUAGUGUUGUUGGUGGACAUCAUAAUAUUGUUCAACAUCAUAUUCAACGAUGCAACAAUCGACCUACAUCAACAACAAUCAAACAACAAGAAGCACAGCAGCAACAACAGAAUAAAAACCUCAAACAAUGUGUAGCUACACCGUUUUAUCGACGUUUAUUUAAUUAUAUACGCGAAGCAUGGACGGGUGUUAGGUCCGCAUUAGAUACAGACUUAGAAGAUUUAGGUGAAACAACCCCAAGAUAUCGGCCUGAUAGUUUAGAAGCAUUAAGACGAGCAACGAGAUUUACAGAUGGUGAAAUAAAAGCAAUUUAUCGUGGCUUUAAAGCGGAAUGUCCUACGGGAAUAUUUCGUGAAGAGACUUUUAAAGUUAUUUACUCACAAUUUUUUCCACAAGGUGCUAAUACAAAUAAUUAUGCCCAUUAUUUGUUCAAUACAUUAAAUCCAGAUAAUAGUGGAUGCGUUAGCUUUGAUGAAUUUGUGCACGUUUUGUCAAUUUUAUCACGUGGUACAUUAGAUGAAAAAUUAAGAUGGGCCUUUUCAUUAUACGAUAUAAAUGGUGAUGGUUUUAUAACAAAAGAUGAAAUGACCGAAAUUGUUACUUCAAUUUACGACUUAAUGGCUGAUAUUUCACAACCAUCUAUGGAAGAUCAAACUGUUAAGCAACGGGUAGAUUCAAUUUUUCAAAAAAUGGAUUUAAAUCGAGAUGGUUUGGUGACAUUAGACGAAUUUUUAGAAUGUUGUAAAAAUGACGAAGGUAUAUCAUCAUCGUUAACAGUAUUCGAUACGUCCAUAUGACAACGGCGCACAACAUAAACACUGCAGAGAGUUUAUGGACAUUUUACAAUAAUAAUAUUAAUAAAUUAAAAAAAAUAAAUAAAUAAUAAAAAUACACCUGUGUUUUUGUGUUCAAUAGAUUUGUGCCAAUAAAAAAAUAAAAAAUUUGCGU